UUCCAGGCCAAGAGACAAAACAUAAGACUAGAUCUAGCUAAAAACCUUUAUCGCUGCCGACACCUCCUUGAACCGCCGUGUCCAUCCAUCACGUCGCCUCAGCUGAGCCAAGAAGAGGAAGCAAGCCGAGAGGCUUUAAUCUCAAACCACGAGAGCUGCUUCCUCUGCCACGGGGCAUCUCCAGGCAUCAUAGCAGGCUGCCUCCUGCUCACCAGAGCCAAAAUCGGCUGCUAACUCGCCUCAAGGAGUCUGGUUAAAAACCAAAAAAUUGAUCAGACUUGCACCGCAAGUCAAUAAACGAUGGGCCGUCAUCCAAAACCCCUACAGCCCUACUCGUUAGGCCAUUGGGCUUCACCUCGGUUUCCGCGGUAAGCCGAGAUCCUUGCCAUGGACGAGCUACAAGGAAGUGAAUCAAGCCUUGGGCCGCCUCUUGCGUGUCAAGUUACUCAAUCCUGAAAUCAUUGCUUCACUCCCAUCCUGAACCACCGUGCCAUUACCUCGUCUUCUCCAUAUUAAUAUCAAUUCCGCAUCUUACAAUCCGUCUCUCAAACCAAGAAGGUUCAACAUCGCAAGACGCAAGCCAUACCUCAUAUCGUUCUUUCUUUGAUAAAUAUAUCGGAAAUUUCUCAAGCUUUACUCUAGUAUUCUUCAGCCAUGACCGCUAAGAAAGCUGUGUUGCAAUUGAGUGUCCACGAUGAGAAAAUCAGGAAGAAAGCGUUUGUGACCGUCUCUCGAUCUCAAGGGGUUACUUCGAUAACAAUGGAUGACAAAACAGGGAAAAUGACAGUAGUUGGAGAAGUUGAUACACCGGUUCUCGUGAUGAAGCUAAGGAAACUGUGUAAUGCAGAAAUCGUUUCGGUUGAAGUUGUUAAACCACCUGAGAAAAAGCCUGAACCGGCGAAACCGGCUCCAGCUAAACCUGAUACAACUAAACCGGCUGAAAUUGUUGCCUUUCCAGUUACGCAUAUGAACUACCCGUACCAAUAUCAUUCGUCCUAUGCGAAUUCGCACUAUCAGCCAUACGGGAAUUCUAGAGUUGUGGUGGAGGAACCAAACACUUGUGUGCUUAUGUGAUUUAACAAGCUAGAAUUAUUUUAAGUAAUGUUAGUUGUGUAAUACUUAGUUUUGGUGGGAGUGUAUUUUUUUUUGUGGUAUGUUGUAAUGGACAUUAGUCGCGUGAGCUCAUUCAAGGGAAACAAAUCAUUUAUGUGUGAUAAAGUGGAGCUUUAACACUAUGUUAACUUAAAAUUUUUUUUACAAUUGUA
Messenger RNA from Brassica rapa (field mustard), 1265 nucleotides. Its product is annotated as heavy metal-associated isoprenylated plant protein 13. Lineage: Eukaryota; Viridiplantae; Streptophyta; Magnoliopsida; Brassicales; Brassicaceae. The record is from RefSeq and is a predicted model, not a curated record. Gene Ontology annotation, molecular function: metal ion binding.